Molecule: messenger RNA, 1373 nt
Organism: Polypterus senegalus (gray bichir)
Lineage: Eukaryota; Metazoa; Chordata; Cladistia; Polypteriformes; Polypteridae
Gene: psmc5
Product: proteasome 26S subunit, ATPase 5
Exons: 12
Coding region: 77-1297 (406 amino acids)
Biological process (GO): proteasome-mediated ubiquitin-dependent protein catabolic process
Cellular component (GO): proteasome regulatory particle, base subcomplex
Molecular function (GO): proteasome-activating activity; ATP binding; ATP hydrolysis activity
Source: RefSeq, a predicted model, not a curated record
CUAGCUCUUUCGGAUGUCGCUGCUCGUCUUUGUUCCGGUGCGUGACUGAGAAGGCGGCGUCAUUGCGAUUAGAAAGAUGGCGGUGGACGGGCCUGAACAGAUGGAGCUCGAGGAAGGGAAAGGAGGCUCGGGACUGCGGCAGUACUACCUGUCCAAGAUCGAGGAGCUCCAGUUGACAGUCAAUGAAAAAAGUCAGAAUCUGCGGCGUCUUCAGGCCCAGCGCAACGAGCUCAACGCUAAAGUGCGACUCCUGCGUGAAGAACUCCAGCUGCUCCAGGAGCAGGGCUCCUACGUCGGGGAGGUGGUGAGGGCCAUGGACAAGAAGAAGGUGCUGGUGAAGGUUCAUCCUGAGGGGAAGUUUGUGGUGGACGUCGACAAAAACAUCGACAUCAAUGACGUAACUCCCAACUGCCGCGUGGCGCUGAGGAACGACAGUUACACGCUUCACAAAAUCCUCCCUAACAAGGUGGACCCCCUGGUGUCGCUGAUGAUGGUGGAGAAGGUCCCCGAUUCGACCUACGAGAUGAUUGGCGGACUGGACAAGCAAAUCAAAGAAAUCAAGGAGGUCAUCGAGCUGCCAGUCAAACACCCAGAGCUGUUUGAGGCUCUGGGCAUCGCACAGCCCAAGGGCGUGCUGCUGUACGGACCGCCUGGAACCGGGAAGACCCUGCUGGCCAGAGCGGUGGCACACCACACGGACUGCACCUUCAUCCGCGUGUCGGGGUCCGAGCUGGUGCAGAAGUUCAUCGGAGAAGGGGCACGCAUGGUGCGGGAGCUGUUUGUGAUGGCGCGGGAGCAUGCGCCCUCCAUCAUCUUCAUGGACGAGAUCGACUCCAUCGGCUCGUCGCGCUUGGAGGGGGGCUCGGGUGGCGACAGCGAGGUGCAGAGGACCAUGUUAGAGCUGCUCAACCAGCUUGACGGCUUUGAAGCCACCAAGAAUAUCAAGGUUAUCAUGGCCACCAACAGGAUCGACAUCUUGGACUCGGCGCUGCUCCGGCCCGGCCGCAUCGACAGGAAGAUCGAGUUCCCCCCGCCGAACGAGGAGGCCCGCCUGGACAUCCUGAAGAUCCACUCGCGCAAGAUGAACUUGACGAGGGGGAUCAACCUGCGCAAGAUCGCCGAGCUCAUGCCGGGCGCGUCGGGCGCCGAAGUGAAGGGCGUGUGCACGGAGGCGGGCAUGUACGCGCUGAGGGAGAGGCGGGUGCACGUGACGCAGGAAGACUUCGAGAUGGCCGUGGCCAAGGUCAUGCAGAAGGACAGCGAGAAGAACAUGUCCAUCAAGAAGCUGUGGAAGUGAGGGGCGGGCGCGCGCGCUCGUGCUCAUUCGUGUCUCGUUUCAUUUGCUAAUAAACGUCUGUGAUGUCGGGUCGCAA